This is a messenger RNA of Chaetura pelagica (chimney swift), 1041 nucleotides long. RefSeq names its product centromere protein U (gene CENPU). Gene Ontology annotation, cellular component: nucleus. The coding region runs from base 1 to 1041 and encodes 346 amino acids. NCBI's taxonomy places the organism in Eukaryota, Metazoa, Chordata, Aves, Apodiformes, Apodidae. The record is from RefSeq and is a predicted model, not a curated record. The transcript has 11 exons.
AUGUCCUCAAAGAAAACGAAGAGGAAUCGUUCUGGAAAGAAACUGAUGGAACCCCAGACCAACCCCCGUCCUCGCUGGAAGUCGGUUCCACUUGAGGAACCAGAUGUCUCAAGGAUAUUGAAGGUAGUAGAAGCAAAUCAGCUUGAGGAGCUUGAUGAUUCAUUUGAUCACCCUUUGCACAGCACGGCUGUGGAUGCUUAUGGAGAGGAGCAUUCACAAAACAAGUCCCUUGGUCAUGUUUCAGCUCAACAGAGGAAAAGUACAGGAAAAAGGUCUGGUGAAAAAAGACGCUCGACAACGUCUGGUGAUGAUGAUCAGAAAUCCAGCACAGCUGAUCCUGAAGAUGAACCCCUGAAGGAGAAUGUGAAGGCUCUGAAUGCUACUGAAUUCCAGGCAAAAAAGAAGCGGCCUUCAGAGGAGAACACAUCAGAUCCUUCUGUGGGUAGUCCACGUUCUGUACAUGUUUGGUGUCCCAAAGAGAUGAAGAGAUCUCCCAGAGAUAUUACAGAACUGGAUGUUGUUCUAGCUGAGUUUGAGAAGAUAGCAGCAAAUUACAAACAAAGCAUAGAAUCAGACACUUGCAAAAAAGCUAUCAGUGGCUUCUGUUCUGCUUUCAAGGACCAAAUCACCGAUCUCAUAGUGGACAUUCAGGAAUUAAAGAAUACGAAGAAAAAAAAUGCUAAGGUAAUAACAGACAUCAAAAAGAAAAGGCAGCAACUGUUGCAACUCAGAGAAGAGCUAAUUGGAGCUGAACAACAACUGAUAAAACUACAAAGAGAAUAUGCAGAGAUACAGGAAAGGAAAACUUCCUUGAGGCAAGCAACUGAGUUACUUGCUGAUUUAAAGGAGCUACAGCAAGACUGUUUGGAUUAUAGAGAAGAAAACCCAAAAGAAGAAGUGGUAUAUGGAACUUCCAGCUUACCUGCUCUUCUGGUGGAGUCACGGAGAAUUCUAGGAGCAGAAAGACACUUUCACAAUAUUAACAUGAAACUGGAAGAGGCUCUGGCUGCACAAAGAGGAAAGUCAUCAAACAAACAUUAA